Messenger RNA from Cydia pomonella (codling moth), 3180 nucleotides. RefSeq lists its product as uncharacterized. The record is from RefSeq and is a predicted model, not a curated record. NCBI's taxonomy places the organism in Eukaryota, Metazoa, Arthropoda, Insecta, Lepidoptera, Tortricidae.
CAUGUUAGGUUCUUUAUAGAGGAAGAAAGUAGGUUCAUAUAAAAUGGCAUGCAACUCUGCGGCUCGCUUAGUUUAACCUUGAGAAGGACCGAGAAAGCACCGCGCGCGGUCCAAGAUGGCUGCGAAAAGUUUAAUUUUAAUUCUGUUCGUAGUUUUUUGUAGGGUCGAAAGUGCAAGUUUACUUGAAAGAUCCUAUGAUUUUGUUAUGGGUUUGGGGAAGAAUCUAGCACCUAGUUUUAUGUCUAUUUUGGACUGUUUAGGGGAAGAUGAUGCUUGGAAUUGUGCGAAGCUUAAGGCGGGAAAAAUUUUGGACUCUUGGGAUGAAGAGGUUGAUAAACAAAGGAGGAAUUGGCAAGCGGCGGCAGACGCUGAAGCCGGUUCCACCGGCAGGUCCAUGGAAGAACUGCCCUCCAAACUUGGAAAGGAGGUGGAGGAUUCCCUCACCUCCUUAGCGGAUAUUGUGCAACAUGGUGUGGCCAGAGCCAUGUCAAGAAAACAUCACGAGGGCGGCGGCAUCGACAGCAUAACCAUCUCCACCGGUGGGCAAGACAAAAAGAAAAUGAAAAAGAAGAAACAAAAGCCCCCAAAGAUCCACCUAGUCCACCCCAUGAUGAUGCAGGAGAUGGAAAAGCCCACAGGUCGGGCGUUGGGGCGGACCCAGUCCUGGGUCAUCGGGGAGAAUGCAACGAGGAAGGGCAGGGGGAUGAUGGAAGAUUUGAGCAUGGGAGAUAAGGCGUUGGAUGCUGUGGCCGAGCAUGCCGUGAAGAGUGAUGAGGCUGAAGAUGGAAUUGCGGAUAAGAGUGGAGUUGAAGAGCAAAGAGGCAAAAAGAAGAAGAAGAAGAAGGCCAUCCUGAAGCUGCUGAUUCUCGGAGCCGUGCUGAAAGCCAAGAUCGGGACACUGCUGCAAAUUCUGUCAUUCAAGCUGCAGGUUAAAUUCUUCAUCCUCGCGCUGAUCGGUCUUGGCAUCAACCUGGCGCGGUUCUGGAUCGACGUGAAGAAACAGCAUCAACCCCCGCAGAAGGUCAUAUACUACGAGCAUGCACAGCAUCAGCACCACUAUGAUCAUGAGGAGGAACCUGGAUGGGGCCCGUGGUCCCGAAGCAUGGACCCUGUUGAAGAUUCCGAUUUGGAUGACAUCAACUCGAACAGCCCGUACAGAGCGCAGGAGAAGCCAGCGACCUAUAUCCGACCUCUUCUCACCCGGGUCUAGGCGUAUGCUUGUCUCUUUUCCUCUAGUCCCAGUAGCUUCGUUGUUCGGUAUUCGGUAACUUAUGGUGUAUUCUUAUUUGUCCCAGCCAGGCACAGAUGGGAAUAGGUGCAUUAAUAUGAAUUAUGCCCAUCUGUCCCCGCCUUUUGUAUGACGGCGGUAACGUGGAGCGGGGACAGUUGGGAAUACACCCUUGUUUGAUAUAAGGUUUGGGAUAUUUCGUCUAUCAGAUAAUACGGGAAAAAUCGACUUAUAAUACGACAACUUUACGUAAGCAGUGAAUAAUUUAUUAUUAAAAUAACUAAAUAUUAUUUAUUAUGUAUUAAAAAAAUACUAUAGAACAUUGUUACAUUAAUUUACUAAGUCCCACAGUAAACUCAAUAAGGCUUAAAAAAGGAAGGGUUUUAUUUAAAUUAAUACCUAUUUUUAUGUCGGUAUUAUCCAUCAGUCGGAAUUUUCCUAAAAGUGCUUAUUUGAAAAGGGUCAGUAACCAAAAACAACAGAAAUACUGAGAUUACAGGUCUUUCUACAGUCACUUUAGGUUUUAAGGCUAGAGUACCUAAGGGCCAUCCCACACUAGCGUCUCCUGAGCGUCGGCGUCUAGUCAACUCUAUGGCUGCUGCUCGACGCAACGUUGGCGCAACUGCGCAGCGACGCCAUUUCCCAUAGCGCUGACUAGUCACCGACACUAGUUUGGGGUGGCCCUAAACUAGGGUAAUUUAUUAAAAUAACGGUGUAGUAUUAAACCUUCUUAGAUAUUAAUCAAGUUUACCAAAAACGGAAACCAGUUAAUAUUUUUACAGUUUAAAUGUGUAUACGACAUCAAUUUGGUAGUCCUUAAAGACGAAAGGGGCGACCGAUUUUCCAUACAAAGUCCUCAUUUACCUCUCUGUAAGUGGCAUUGGCUCAGUAAUGGUUCAUAUACAUCAAAUUAUGUAAAAAUAUUUUAAAAUGCGUACUACGUUUGUAUGGAAAGGCGGUUUCAGGACGGUCGUCCACUUUCGGCAUAAAGUUUGUAAGCCAGUUUUAUGUGUAUUUCAUAAAAAUGGGGUAAGAUCAAAUAAUAUUAUUUAACAACAUAUUUUUAGUUUACAAAAUAUCUUUAGUCACGUGCAAUAUUUCGGACUCAUUUUUUUAGCCAUCUCUUAUAAUACGCACUGUCUUGGGUACAAGUAACGAUCGAUCUUGCCUCAAAUCAAAUUAUCCGAUUUAAACAAUACUUACAAUAACUUGUUUUAUUUUUAAUCGUCAUGGGAGCACAUUAAUUAUAUUAGGUUAUUUAGUUUAACUUAUUUAUUUCUAACUAAGCUAUUGAUUACUACUUAUAAAAGUGUACAAAAUAAUGUAGAUUCUAUCGAAUCAUUAGAAUAUUAACUAUUGCAUUUAUAUUUAUGUUAUAAUUUAUUAUUACAGUUAAAUAUAACCUCACAUUUAUUAUUGUAUUACAUUAUUGUGUUCAAUGAUCAUUCUAACUUGAAAUGUUAGCAUACAUGUACAUAUUAGUAUGUAUAUAAGCUUUCGUAAUAUAUACACAUAUAAAAGCUAACCCAUAAUACGAACAUUAAAUGUACUUUUUUCCGACCUAACCAACUUUGAAAAUAAAUUUUAAUUGUUAUAAUUGUUAUUGUUGUUGUAAUUUUUAAUAAAAUGUAACCCCGUUUCCAUAUUAAUUAAAACUGCACGACUAUUUCUUUAGCGCAUUUAUUGAAUGUGCAUUGAUUAUAACCUAUAUAAAUUAGUACAUUACGAUACAAGUGCGAAAAAUAGGAAAUUCGAAACGAGUGGCGAUAAAUUAAAACACGACCGAAGGGAGUGUUUUAAAUCGACACGAGUUGCGAAUUACCUAUUCGCACAUGUAUCGUACAACGUUUUACAGUACAUAUGGCCCUUUAAAUGUUCGACACAGUAACAUAAUAUGCUACUUCUCGCACUAGUGCUAUAAAGUAGCCCCAUAUGUACUGUAAAUUAAAUUA